AUGGAGGUGCAAUCCUAUUAUGCCAAGCUCUUGGGGGAGUUGAAUGAACAGCGAAAGCGGGACUUUUUCUGUGACUGUAGCAUCAUUGUGGAAGGGCGGAUCUUCAAGGCCCACAGGAACAUUCUGUUUGCCAACAGCGGCUACUUCCGAGCCCUGCUCAUUCACUACAUCCAGGACAGUGGGCGGCACAGCACCGCCUCCUUGGACAUUGUCACCUCCGAUGCCUUUUCCAUCAUCCUAGACUUCCUGUAUUCGGGGAAGUUGGAUUUGUGUGGGGAAAACGUGAUCGAAGUUAUGUCGGCCGCCAGCUACCUACAGAUGAAUGACGUGGUAAACUUCUGCAAGACGUAUAUCCGGUCGUCCUUUGAUAUCUGCCGAAAGAUGGAGAAGGAGGCUGCGGUGGCUGCAGCGGUGGCAGCGGCAGCAGCUCACCAGGUGGACGGUGGGAGCCCCGGUUCAGGCACGGAGGGGGCCUCCUGUGAUACCAAGAGCUUGGUCUCCUCUACAGCCAAGGAAGAAGAGUGUGUGGACUGUCCCAAGGAAUCCCCUUGCGGUGACUGCCACCCCCUGGAACCGGCGGUCAAGGACAGCGAGGGCAGCGGCUCAGCUGACAGUGACCUCUCUGCCCUGCCCAAGCAGAUAGAGCCGAAGGUGGAGUUUGAUGCUGACGAAGUGGAGCAGGUGGAGGUCGGUGAGCAGCUGCAGCAUUACGCUGCUCCACUGAGCCUAUCCCACGUGGAGGAGGGUUUGCCCAGUAGCCAUCCCAUGGACAUGUCUUACGGCAACUACCACGUGAAGCAGUUCUUGGAGGCCCUCUUGCGCAACGGUGCGGUCCAGAGCAAAGACGACGCGGAUCAUCAUCACUUCUCUCGGAGUUUGGAGGGAAGAUCAGAUGGUAUAGGAGGAGCCAUGAGUUCCAUGAUGGAUGUCCAGGCUGACUGGUAUGGCGACGAUUCAGGCGAUGUGCUGGUGGUCCCCAUCAAGCUCCACAGAUGUCCCUUCUGCCCUUACACUGCCAAACAGAAGGGCAUCCUGAAGCGGCACAUCCGCUCACACACGGGCGAGCGGCCCUACCCCUGUGAGAUCUGUGGCAAGCGAUUCACUCGACAGGAGCACCUGCGGAGCCAUGCCCUGAGCGUCCACAGAUCCAACUGUCCAAUCAUCUGCAAGGGCUGCAGAAGAACCUUCUCGAAUCACAUGUCGCAGGGGCUGAGGCGCUUUGGGCUGUGUGACAGCUGCACCUGCGUGGCAGACACACAUGAUGACGAGUACAGUUUGAUGCCCAUCAACCUCAGCCUGGUGGAGGCGUCCUCCGAAAGCCAAGAAAAGAGUGACACAGACAAUGAUUGGCCAAUCUACGUGGAGUCCGGUGAGGAAAACGACCCUGCCGGAGACGACUCCGACGACAGACCACAGAUCCAGCCCAACCUGACAGACCGAGAGACACUCAUGUAG
Messenger RNA from Pipistrellus nathusii (Nathusius's pipistrelle), 1455 nucleotides. NCBI's taxonomy places the organism in Eukaryota, Metazoa, Chordata, Mammalia, Chiroptera, Vespertilionidae. The record is from the annotation of a GenBank genome assembly.